Orbicella faveolata is the source of this 4138-nucleotide messenger RNA. Its product is annotated as creatine kinase, testis isozyme-like. NCBI's taxonomy places the organism in Eukaryota, Metazoa, Cnidaria, Anthozoa, Scleractinia, Merulinidae. The record is from RefSeq and is a predicted model, not a curated record. Gene Ontology annotation, biological process: phosphocreatine biosynthetic process. Gene Ontology annotation, molecular function: creatine kinase activity.
UUAUACAUUUAGAUGGCACGUUUAUCAGAAACCUCUGAUAUUUCUGAGAGAACAAGAAAAGCAAUUUCCGGAGAGGUGUUUUUGCCAACCGACACACUCGAUCAGCCAUGUGACGUUAUAUUGGUUGUCGAAGACGGCAAAGAAUUCAAAGCUCACAGACACGUUCUUUCAAAGGCGAGUCCUUUCUUUGAAAAGCUGUUGAACAGUGACAUGAAGGAGCCCAAAGAAGGGAUUGUGCGACUUGAGGAGUUUAGCGAGUCUGUUAUGGGAAAUACUCUCGAGUUUAUUUACACUGGUAAUGUUCAGAUAUUGGCUGAAGACAAUGCCCGAGACCUGAUAAUCAUGGCCGAUUAUUUGUUUAUUCGGAACUUAAAGACUCUCGCUGAGGAGGUUUUACUACAGAACGGGUUAAAUUUUUCCGAUUGUUUUUCAAACUACUACUUUUCCGAAAGAUAUCGAUGCAGUGAACUGUUUUCCAAGUCCCAAAAAUUCAUCCUUUCGAAUUUUAGUGCCUUAUACGCAGCCAACCGGGAAGAGAUUCUGAAUAUGCCGAGCAAAGAUAUUAAAAUUUUCAUUUCAAGCGAUGAAAUUAAUGUUCGUGCCGAGGAAGAUGUGUUUAAUAUCAUUCUGUCAUGGAUUGAUCACGACAAAGGCAAGCGAAAGAAAUAUUUUGCCGAGUUAUUUCAUCAAGUUCGACUGAUUUAUGUAUCGCGUGACUAUCUAGUCAGUGAUAUCGUAACAAAUGAUCUUAUAAAAGACAAUGAGGACUGUUUUUAUCUUGUUGAAGACGCGAUGAAGUUGACUGAGUCUAAAGACUUUGAUGAUCUUUAUGUUACACCUAGGAAGUCACUUGAGACUUCCAUUAUUGCAGUUUAUGGGUACGAGGCAGGUCCCAACAUUCUGUUAUUUUCCUAAUGAAGACAAAUGGUGUUGUUUAGGUGAAUGUCUGUCUGUAUCAUCCACUUUAUAUCCCUGGCAAAGUGAAUUUGUCGCUUGUCGGGGCAAACUGUAUGGGAUAUUAGAAUCACUGCCUUUAAAUCCAGAAUCUUGGAAUGAAUCGGACUCAUUCCAACGCCAACUGAUUAGCUAUAAUCCAUACUCAAACAGCUGGAAAAGACUACCAUAUAAGGACGACAGAUAUCUGCAACAAAUAUUUGUUACAAAUGAAAAUGAAAUGUACGCUUUAGUAUCUGAACCAUGUAAAUAUCAUGGAUUAUGUCGGAGGUCGGUCAACACUCACAACACAGAGAUAGAUGCCUGUAGCAAGGAGAAACAUGUUUCCUUCAUUAUGCAGUACAAACCCGAAUCAAACUCAUGGCAAGAAGUAUCAUCGUUUGAUCAUUUGGGUUUCAGACAUCAUUUCCGCAUUGUAGCCAAAGGGAAUGCUAUCUAUUUUAUUGGAGGUGAAGAAUGGGGGUAUGGUGUCGCGAGCAUUGUUUUCAGUGAUGUCAACAGAUACGACCUUACCAAAGACGAAUGGAGCAAAAUACCCGACAUUCCUGAGGCCAGUAGGUACCCUUGGGUUGCUGCUCUGAACGACAAAAUCGUUGUUGGUACAACUAAACAAAAAGAUUUGCUGUGGCAAACGUAUCGAUGCUCAGUUUAUGACGAAACGACAGACGAGUGGCGGUUUAUUCCAAGCCCCAAUGGCCGUCUUGAAAAACUCUUGGCCGUUGAUGGCAAGCUGUACGCUGUGAGCAAUGUAAUGCGAGUUGCAGAAAGCAUAGGCAUAGAUACAAGAAUCGAAUGUUAUGACGCUGAUAAGAAUGAAUGGAACCUGAAAAAUGAAACAACUAUCCCUGGCGUGAGUGGAUUUACAAAUGCUUGUUCACUGAGAAUUUUCAAAGGAUUCCUUUCCGACCAUCAACUAGAAAAUUUCACUCCUUGUAGCAUAUCUGGACCUUCUGUCACACAGUCUACGUCCUCUGUCAAAUGCAAGUGCCACGUCAUGUGAUCUAUGUCAGGUGAUACGUCACCAUAAUCAAGCUAUUGUUACAAGUGAAUAAAUGAACGAUCAUAUAUUUGAACUGCGGCGAAAGGUAUGAAGACAUGGUUGAUCAUCGCAGUUGUACACACAACUUAAGUAGUUGUGAAAUUAAAGCCAAUAUACAACAGAACACUUCACGACCACGAACUGUUUAACAUACUCUGCGAAAAUAAUGCUACAUACACAUGUGCAAAGUUCCCGUAUUUAUCGGGUGGUAAACAGCGUCAUGUAAGAAACUCAGGAUAUGACAUCUCCUUUUUUUACGAACCCAUGACCUCUGCGGUACCGGUGCAGUGCUCUACCAACUGAGCUAUCAAGCCAACUGGGAGCUAAUCAUGUUGAUAAACUCACUCACUCGUGUUAACAAGUAAAUCUGCACAGGUUGCUGUCAUUUUCGAAGGAAAGGCAUUUUUAAGUUCUCUGCAAAACUCAAGCUUUGGUUUCAGAAAGUCUGUACACAGCAGGUAAAGGGUUGAAUAAAUAAUUUUGCCACCAUCAAUUCUAAAUUCUUUGCGGCGCUAUAUAUUUAUUACAAAGGAAGCUACAGAUUUAGGUUACAGAUCAUAGCGUUUGCAUGAAGUAUGCCGCUAGCAACGUCACAGCGAUCAGCUGGGCAAACAGAGGAGUGGUCCACAUAUCAACAGCGUUCAGUCUCUUCUACUGGUAUAAAAUUAGAAUAGCAAUUAGUUUGAUAGAAAAAUUAGGUGAUUAAUUAGCAAAAGUAUUUAAUUGGUAAUGAAGACUCUCACUGUUACGUAACAAUUAUUGACUAAGUAAUUAGUUUCAAUUUGUUACAACUAAGUGAAGUCGACAAAACUCGCGCACUGUUGCAAAUUCCUUUUUAUUUUCCAAAAUGAGUGAAAUCAAACCAGCUUACAAGACGUUUUCUGCCGAGGACGAUUUUCCUGAUCUUUCCACGCACAACAACUACAUGGCAAAGGCUUUGACUAAAGAAAUUUAUGCAAAGUUGAGAGACAAAGCCACCAAAAAUGGAUUCACUUUGGACGAUGUGAUUCAGACUGGUGUGGAUAAUCCGGGUCAUCCAUUUAUCAUGACAGUUGGUUGUGUAGCAGGAGACGAGGAGAGUUAUGACGUGUUUGCUGAUCUGCUUGACCCAGUAAUCGAGAUGCGACACGGUGGAUACAAGAAAACCGACAAGCACAAGACAGACCUCGAUUUCACGAAAAUCAAAGGCGGGAAACUCGAUGAGAAGUACGUCUUAUCGUCUCGUGUUCGUACCGGGCGCUCCAUCCGGGGCUUCUGUCUGCCACCACAUUGCUCGCGUGCUGAGAGGAGAGGAGUGGAGAAAGCAGUGGUUAAUGCACUUGACAAACUGGAUGGCAACUUCAAAGGAAAGUACUACCCACUCAACCGGAUGACAGACGCUGAACAAGAACAGCUUAUCGCAGACCACUUCCUGUUUGACAAACCAGUUUCGCCACUGCUGACGUGCGCGGGAAUGGCACGUGACUGGCCCGAUGCCCGCGGGAUCUGGCACAAUGAGAAAAAAAAUUUUCUUGUGUGGAUUAAUGAGGAGGAUCAUACUCGGGUGAUUUCCAUGGAAACUGGUGGAGAUAUGGCUGCUGUGUUUGAACGCUUCUGUACAGGACUUAACAAGGUCGAACAGCUGAUCAAAGAAGCUGGAUAUGAAUACAUGUGGAAUGAACAUCUUGGCUAUGUCCUCACAUGUCCAUCAAAUCUUGGCACCGGCCUCCGGGGAGGAGUGCAUGUUAAAAUCCCACUACUGAGCAAGGACGAAGAGAGACUGGACAGCAUUCUAAAGAAACUGCGCCUGCAGAAGCGUGGCACAGGAGGGGUGGACACGGCAUCCGUGGGUGGAACUUAUGACAUCUCCAACGCUGAUAGGCUGGGAUUUUCGGAGGUAGAGCAAGUCCAGGGAGUGAUUGACGGUGUCCAAUUAAUGAUUGAGAUGGAGAAAAAGCUGGAGAAUGGAGAAUCCAUUGAUGACUUGAUUCCCAAGUAAAUCAACAAGACAGGAAAUCUCUGAACAUUUGCUCUCUGAUCUCUCAAACUGAUGUAACUUUAUACCUUAUUCGAGAAAUCCAGUAUUAACAAGUCAGCAUCAUAGCGGAAUUUCGUCUGAACGUUUACAUUGCAAAAAGGUCAUUAAACACAUUAAUGCUAGUUUAA